GAAUUAACCGGGCAGCAAAAAAACCUAUCUUAAAAGGGGUCUAAAGGAGCUAUAGUACUCCUUUCAUGCUUUCCAACUGCUCAUUUUCUUUUCUAGUAGCCAAAAUCUCUCAAUUCUGCAACAAUGACUGAUGCUGUGAUCUCUGCUCUUAUCGAUCAAUUGAUUUCAUUCACAAGUGAACACGUAAAAAAGGCGAAACUGGUAUUGGGAGUUGAUGAUGAAGUUAAGAGCCUCCAACGAAAUCUGGUGGCCAUUAGAAGGGUUCUUAUGGAUGCUGAAAUGAGACAACUGAAGGAAGAUGAUGUGAAACUCUGGCUGGAUGAUCUAAAAGAUGUGUCAUACGACAUGGAUUCUGUGCUAGAUGAGUGGAACACUACCAUUCUUAAGUCAGAAUUUUACCAAGGAGAAAAUGGGGCUGAAACUAGUAGUACUACUACUACUAAUGCUACUCACAAGACUAAAACCAAGGUCUGGCCUUCUUUUCUCUUUUCUUGUUUUCAUUGUAGCAAACUAAGUCCUCAAGUGAUCACUCAUCGCCUUGCUAUUGCUAAUGAGAUUCAAAGCCUAAAUGCAAAACUACAUGAAAUCACCUUAUCAAAGGACAGGUUUGAUUUUAGGAGAACAAGUGGCAGUACUUUUGAACUUAUUAAGUGGCCAGAUUACACCACCUCUUUCCUUGAUGUGCCUGUGGUUUAUGGUCAAGACCACUAUAAGGAAAUUCUGAUUCGUCGAUUAAAGCUAAUGGGGAGUGACCAAGACAGUGACCAAGACGACAUGAAGGAACCCAAAUUCAUCCCCAUUGUUGGAAUGGGAGGAAUUGGAAAGACUACUCUAGCCAGAAAUGCUUAUAAUGAUGCUAAGGUUAAGGCCAUUUUUAAGGACUACAUGAUUUGGGUUUGUGUUUCGAACCAAUUUGACAUUGCUAGGAUUGCCAAAGAAAUUAUUGAACAACUCACUUGUCAAACCCCAACCGUCAUUGGAUUAGAAUCAUUAAUGAAAGAAUUUCGAGAAUCUAUUAAAGGCAAGAAGUUUCUACUUGUACUGGAUGAUGUGUGGACUACUGACUACAGCAAGUGGCUUUCACUAGAACAAAUUUUAAAGCUUAGUGCUGUUGGAAGUAGAGUUGUGGUGACCACGAGAAAUGAGCAAGUGGCCAAAAUGAUUGGAGACACAAAUAAGAUUUGCUUGAAUAAAUUGACGGAAGAAGAUUGUUGGUUGUUGUUAAGAGAGAUAGCACUUUCCAAUAGAACUGAACAAGCUCGAGAAGAUUUUGAUGUGAUUGGUCAAAAAAUUGCACGUAAAUGCAAUGGUUUGCCUCUUGCAGUGAAGACUUUAGGGAGUCUUUUGCGUGUCAAAGACAUUGAAGAGUGGCAUAAAAUGUUAACAAGUGAAAUUUGGGAGUUGAGCAAUGUCGAUGUGGAGCUUUUCAACCCACUGUUAUUCAGUUAUUAUGAUUUGACUUCUAUAGAAAGACGAUGUUUUUUGUAUUGUGCCAUCUUCCCAAGAGACCAUAAGUUUGACAGAGAUGAUUUGAUCCAACAGUGGAUAUCACAAGGUUUUUUCAAGACGAGGAAUAAUGAUCAACAAGAAUUGGAACAAAUAGGUCAAGCUUGUUUUCAAAACUUAGUUAUGCGAUCAUUUUUUCAAGAUUUUCAGUAUGAUUAUGAUGAAAGCGUUGCAGAAUGCAAGAUGCAUGAUAUAGUGCAUGGUUUUGCACAGUAUCUCACGAAAAAUGAAUACUCGAUUGAUUUAAUAUUCGAUCACACAAAGAGAAUUGACUUGAGUGUUCGCCAUCUCCACUUAAUAAAUGUUUCACCGGUGAUUCCAGCUUUCUCAAAUCUGAAGAAGAAGAAUUUGCACACUCUUAUAGUCAAGUGUGAUACAAAAUGCAUGGUUUUGAAAAAAUCAUCUACUUUCAUGUUCCCUCAUGAGCUCUUGGACUUGAGAUGUCUCCGGACAUUAAUUUUGAGGGGAGAAUCAAUGGAGUUGCCAUCAAAUAUUGGUGAUUUGACACAUUUGAGAUAUUUUAGCUUCUAUUCGGAUAUUAUCAUCAAUGUGCCUCCCACUAUUGGCAAUUUGUUUAAUUUGCAAACCUUAAAGUUUUUCUGUUUGAUUGUGGAACUUCCAAAAGAGGUUGGACAACUGAUUAACUUAAGACAUCUUCAUGUAAGUCAAGGGUGUAUACUAAGUUGGCCAAAAAAUAUCAGUAACUUGACAAGACUUCAGACGUUGGGGAAUGAGCGUUCGAAUUUGUACAGUAUCCAAAACAUGAUAGAGGUACGAGAUAUACAAAAUUUGAACAAUCUUCGUAAAAUUUGUUUGGAAGGCUUAGGCAGAGAAAAACAUAGGGAAGAGGCUAAAGAAGCUCAACUUCAGAAGAAAACAACUCUUGAACACUUGACCAUGUCUUUUAAUGGUGAUGAUACAAAGAAGGAAACUCAUGAGAUUGUUCUUGAAACUCUGGAACCCCAUAUCGACUUAAAGUCUUUGUAUAUUUUUUGUUACAGUGGUCAAUCCAUUUCCCCUAGCUGGAUGAUGUCGUUGAUUAAUCUAAGAAGCUUAGUCUUGACUCAAUGUCAUCACUAUGAAACAUUGCCUCCUUUGGGGAAACUCCCGUGCCUCAAAUUGCUUAACAUAAGCAAUUCCCAUGGUUUGAAGAAGAUGGGGCCUGAAUUUUUGGGAGUAAAAAUCAAUAAUGGUGGUGAAGAAUCGAAGAGCACAGAUAUAGAGUCAUUGUUUCCAAAACUGAAACAACUUGUAAUCUAUGAUGCAAAUUCGUUGAAGGAAUGGGUUGGAGUGUCAGGGUGGAAGAUGAAUGGCCCUUUGAAAAUAAUGCCUUCUCUUGAAACCUUGGAAGUCUCUUCAUGCACAAAUUUGGAAACGUUGCCUGACUUCCUUGAGUCAACUCCGCUAAAGAAGUUGAUAAUUUAUCGUUGUUGGAUUCUACAAAAUUUUUGCCAGAGGGAGACGGGCAAGUAUUGGCCCAAGAUUCGUCAUGUUCCAAAUAUUGAUGUUGGAAGAUUUCAUGUAAAUGAAUGAAGAGAAGUAUAACGGAAAGGGUUGGCUCAUGAUUGUCAAGUUCCAAAUUCAUAUUUCAAGGGGGAAAUGGAUGAUGCAUGCACCUGUAAGCAUGAUUGAAAAUGCCAUUGUUGCAAAUCUUUCAUAUGCAGAAGCAUGAGCAUGAAUGGUUUGACCAAGCUAAUCAAGAAGCUGAUGAGUGGAGGGCUAGGGAAAUUGCCAAGGGUAUUGGAAGAUGCAAGGUCGAGAAGAUGAAGGAGAUUGCAAAGCUGAAAGCAAAGAGAAAAGAAGGAAGCUAGAAUCUGAGCUGGAGCUGGCUGUAAGUGAUAGAGAAUGUGUGCUUAUCAUCCAUACAAUAUUAUUAUGAUACAGGACAUUUUCAUCCUGAGGAAGAUGACAAGUUUCUUGAGAGGGUUCAAGCUGAGGUUGAGGAAGACGAGUGCCAAGUGUGGAAUUGAUUCCUCCCAAAUCCCAACCUAACUUAACCGUGUCUGUUAAGUUAGUUACUGUCAUAACUAACUACCAUAUAUCAGCUACUUCAUUUGCUGCCUAUACAAGGACAAGUCUUCUUCUUCAUAUUUGAAUAAGAUCAAGAGAACCAAAGAGAGAAAGAGUGAGCUGAGAUCAGAGAAAGAGUUUAGGGUCCAAAGGGUUUUGUACAGAGUACACAGAUGCACGAUUGUGUAUGCUCAGGGGGUUGAGUGUUAGAGAGAUUCCACCAUUGUAAACCUGUGUUGAAGGACUCAUUCUCAAUUGUUGUAUACUCGAGCUACGGAUCGAUCAAUAAAGAAGAUAGUGUUCCAACUGGAUGUAGAGACAAAGAUCACAUUGAUCUUUGUUCUUGAACCAGUAUAAUUUCUCUUGUUUUGUCCUUUUAGUUUUCAGUUUGAUAAUUGUGUUCA
Molecule: messenger RNA, 3920 nt
Organism: Humulus lupulus (European hop)
Lineage: Eukaryota; Viridiplantae; Streptophyta; Magnoliopsida; Rosales; Cannabaceae
Product: putative disease resistance protein RGA1
Exons: 6
Coding region: 124-3039 (971 amino acids)
Biological process (GO): defense response to other organism
Molecular function (GO): ADP binding
Source: RefSeq, a predicted model, not a curated record